This is a messenger RNA of Nematolebias whitei (Rio pearlfish), 1723 nucleotides long. RefSeq names its product leucine rich repeat containing 31 (gene lrrc31). NCBI's taxonomy places the organism in Eukaryota, Metazoa, Chordata, Actinopteri, Cyprinodontiformes, Rivulidae. Gene Ontology annotation, molecular function: protein binding. Bases 8 to 1723 code for a protein of 571 amino acids. The record is from RefSeq and is a predicted model, not a curated record. The transcript is spliced from 10 exons.
UUCCAACAUGGAGCCGACAGAUGGUCAGCGGGGGAGGGACGGCGGUCACAAACGCUCCCCCUUUGACGUCAUCUUGAGUCAGAUCCGCAGGAAGCGCUCAGCCUCAGACAGGAAGCCGCUGGGACGCUUUCUGUCCUGGACUUCAGAUCGGACGGGGAUCCCCGAGGACGCGGAGCCGGAGAGCCGAGGACUGAGUCCAGGUGUCCCGGUGCCAGCAGAGAGCGAGCAAGACGUCGGCUGGGGUCGAGUUUGUGUUUUCCUGCAGAAGUUGGGGAAGAAGGCUGACAGCCGGAGUCUGAGUCUGGCUCACUGUGAUCUGACCCCCACAGACCUGCUGGAGCUCGCAUCGUUGCUGCAGUUCCUCCCUCAGCUGGAGGAGAUGGACGUCUCCUGGAACGAGCUGGUUGGUGGAAGUCUGAUGGCGUUAACCUCUCACCUCCAGCAUGUGGGCGGGGUCAGGACCCUGAGGCUCUGCAGCUGCAGGAUGAACUCUGAGGACGUCUCUGCUCUGGGCGAAGCUCUCGGUUGUGUCCCUCAUCUGGAGAUCCUGGAUUUGUCCUGGAACGGCGGCGUUGGAGGCGGCGCUUUGCGAGGCCUGCUGGGUAAACUUCCACCGUCACUGAGGGAGCUCCACCUGGUGGCCUGUCGGCUCUCUGCAGUGGACGCUGCAGCUCUGGGUGGAAUGGUGUCCAUCCUGCCGAAGCUCUGUCUUCUGGACGUCUCCUGCAACCCUCAGCUCUCACAAGAAAUGGACCAGGGUGGUUUCAGAGAGCUGGCCUCCUCCCUGUCUCACGCCACCUCCCUGACCACGCUUCGGUUCCAGGCCUGCGGUCUGACACCAGCCUGUCUGGACGAUCUUGGUGGUUCAUUUCACUGCCUCCCCUCUGUGCGAGAGUUGGACUUGUCCUGUAACAAACGCCUGUCAGGAGGCCUGACCCGCCUCACCUCUCACCUGGCUCACCUCUCACACCUGGAGGUCCUGGACCUCCACCUGUGCUGCCUGACGCCGGCUGACGUGGAGGCCCUGACCCAGGUGCUCCCCUCUCUGCCGGCGCUGGUGGAGCUCGACGUUUCGUCCAAUAAGGAGGCAGGACACAUGGUCCAUCAGCUGGUCUCCGCCCUCCAGCUGACCCAGAUGAGGCGGCUGCCGCUCAACAGCUGCAGGCUGGACAAAGAGUCUUUUACUGCUCUGGCUCUGGCGGUGCCAUACCUGCACAGCCUGGAUGUUUCCUGGUGUAAGGUGGUCGGGACCCGGUUGCAGUUGCUGCUGGACUCUCUGCAGCCGUCCGUCAUCGUGGAGCUCCGCCUCAGCAGCUGCCAGCUCGUCACCGAUGACCUGCGUCGCCUCGCUGAGGUGUGCAGGCGCAGCUGUCUAUCCUCCCUCCGGCUUUUGGACCUGUCCUACAACGGCUCGGUCGGAGACGAUGGCUGGUCUGCCCUGUUUGCCGCGGGCGGCCUCGGCUCGAUGGAGGACCUGGACCUCAGCCUGCGACCUUUGACCUCUGCUCCCUGCUCGGGUUGGCUGCACGUGCUGCUCUCGGCUCUGCCCAGGAUGCCGGCACUGGCCCGGCUGGCGAUGCGGCGCUGGAGCACGGGACCCCAGGAGAGACGACAGCUGGAGUACACCGUGAAGCACAGAAACAUCCGACUGGACCUGGACCAGAACCCCACAGAGUCCGAGUGGAAGGUGACGGAUCAGGAAGAGAGUCAGCCGGAGGAGUAG